UGUAUGUCCUGUCGGACACUCAGCUGGGAAAGCCUAAAAAUCCACCCUCGCAGCCUGAUCAACCUUCCAUCAUUGAUUUCUCAUCUCACGACCUCCUGUCUGUUCUGCUUCCUUUCGCAAACAACUAUUGCUUCGUGCUUAUCAGUUCUGAGGUUCUCGCAAGCCGCAGCAUCGCGCAUUCUCACAAGAAAUGGCCAGAAGGACUGCAAAGCCUGCUCAGCCUUCCUCUCUCAAGAAGUUUCCCGAGUCCAAGGCUGGCUUACGAAAGAAACGCCGUCCCAGCGCGAGGUCCUGUUGGACUCGGGCAGCGAGGGCGAGGAAGCCGCAGUCACAAUGCACGUACAGCUACACGCCAUUACCGCAUUCAGACUCUAUCAGGCUUCUGACCUUGCAUCCCGGAGACUUCGCAUCUCCAAUCCAAAUAUCGCUCGCUGAAGUCAGAUCUCAAGAGGAGCAUGACUACGAAGCCUUGUCAUAUACUUGGGCCACGGAAGAUGGCGACCGCAAGCGAUCUAGCCAGAUCAGAUGUGACGGCACUAGAAUCUGGGUGACCAAAAACUGUGAACUUGCGCUUCGAUAUCUUCGCAAAGAAAAUUCGAACCGGGUGUUGUGGGUUGACGCUAUUUGCAUUAAUCAGAAAGAUAAUAAUGAGAGAGGCCAUCAGGUUGGCAUGAUGCGGAAUGUGUAUUCCAAGGCUACCGAAGUCUUGGUUUGGUUGGGGGAAUCGUCCAAGGAAACGACAACUCCGGAUCCCGUAGCUCAAUCCCUUGCCGCCGAAGGACAAGACACUACCCCUCUCCUUAUCUUGGAAACUGUGGUCGAACAAGAACAAAAUAAUGGGAACCCCACCAGUGUGAACGGCCGGCCAUCUUUGAACCGAGGCUCUAUCCCAGUAUCAGAUCUCUUCUUAGACUACUUGCAUCGAAUGGUUACAGAAAUGAAACGAAUCGAGAGCUCAGGACAAGAUCCCCAGUCGUCGUCACCUCUCUAUCAGGAGAUCCAAUCGCAGAUGUAUGAGUUAUGUUUUAGCGGCGUCUUAACUGACCUCUGUCGUGGCUUCAACGAUAUCAUACAACGCCGGUGGUGGUCUCGUGUUUGGGUCGUUCAAGAGGUCGCCCUAGCUAGGUCAGCAACUCUGAUCUGUUCAAAUCGGGCUGCGAAAUACGACGACUUCUUCGACUGGCAGGAUAUCCUUUGUCAAGGUCGCACUCGAAAAGAGCUUCUGACCUGGAAUUUACUCUCCGGGGCCUUAAGACAUCUUCAGGCAGUAGCCAAUGCCCAUGUCGAACAAUCGAAGCCAUUGGCGGUUCUUCGAUGGGCUCGAGAGCUCAUUGCUUCAGAUCCGCGCGAUAUCAUAUUCGGUAUACUUGGCUUAUCGGAUAAUUUCAAGUCCUUCCUACCACUUCCAGAUUACAACAAGUCAACCGCACAGGUCUUCACAGAUGUGGCCAAGCGCCAUUUGAACCUGACGAAGUCACUAGACAUCUUGCAGCAUGCAACUAGCACUACACCAAACUUUGAUCGUCCUUCCUGGGUCCCGUAUUGGUCUGAUGUCCCUGCAGUAUUGUAUACGAGUCACAGAUCAAUGAAAGCGAGCAGAAACUCCGAGGCAAUAUUUUCGAUCUCCACGGAUGACCAGAAUUUGAGGAUCAGGGGGCAAAAGUUCGACAAAGUCAAAGUAUUGCCACUUGCUGAUCCGAAAGCAUACACCAGACAUUUUUUGGACGAACAAACAAUAGAAAGCUGGCGCAUGUCUUGCAAUGUCGGCUUCUCAUUAACAAAGUAUCCCACAGGGGAGCCAGUGGGAGAAGUUAUAACGAGAACACUCUGCUGGGAUCGGAUAAGCGGAAGUACCCAUGGGCAGUUCAGUCUAUCGUUAAAGGAAAUGGAGAACAAUUUCAGAGAAUGGCAUAGUGUGCUAACAACGACAAGCACACACGAGGAAUACGUAGAACAGCUGCGUAUCAAGCAGAAUUUAUUCGACCUAGACAUCAACUCAACAACUCCUUUGUGUACCACCGCGAAAGGCUAUUUAGCAGCAGUACCAUUUACCGCCAAAGUAGGGGAUUGCAUUGCCGUCCUAGCAGGAGGGCGCGUCCCCUUCGUUCUUCGACCGAUUGGAGACCACUACCGCCUCGUUGGACCAUGUUACGUCCAUGGAAUCAUGAAUGGCGAAGCAUUUCCCGAGAAUCUGGACGAGCUGACAUGGUUUUCGAUUCACUGAACACACCAAGAGAGAGAUUGACAGAGGGUUCGGCUUGGGUUCUCGGGGAUUUGGCUCAUGCUGGUGAGAAUAAUUAAUUUAGAAGGGAAUACAGCUCACCUCGAGCUUGAUAACGGCUUGAAAGUUUCGAAGCCCG
Molecule: messenger RNA, 2360 nt
Organism: Hyaloscypha bicolor E
Lineage: Eukaryota; Fungi; Ascomycota; Leotiomycetes; Helotiales; Hyaloscyphaceae
Product: HET-domain-containing protein
Exons: 3
Coding region: 191-2224 (677 amino acids)
Source: RefSeq, a predicted model, not a curated record